UUACAUUCCGUAGAAAGGCUGCAGCAAGGCGGAAGAAGGAGCUCUUGUCCAGAUUCAGCUGAGAGGACUUGUAUGCUUGUGAUACACAACUUAUUUUUGGUCUAUUUUUUUUUUCAGUGACAAGUUGGCUGUCUCCUUUUUCUUUUUGUUGUUUUCCUUUUCUUGGUUUUUAAUGAGUGGCGUGCUGAAGCCGGAGGUGAACAGAGAAGUCUUUUCACAACUGUCAAGCCGGGUCAUUGCUCAAAAAACUCUGUCAUAUGUAUGUGAUUAAGCUGCCAAGCAACUAGUGAGCUCCCGUAUGAAAAGCAGGAAGCUGGGAUCUGCAGGCUACUACUCUACACCACGGACAGUUGACAGGCCAGGCUUUAUUUUCUAUUCCUCACUUGUGAUUUUUCUAUGGUGUGACUUUGUGGAGACUCUUUUUGGAGCUCAGUACAGGAGACGUAUUUUAUAGAAUAUUUUUGAAAUCCUCAUUCCUUGUGUGUUGAGAAGUCACUUCUCCUUGGAUUUAAAUGGCCGUUUUGUCCGCUCUCAUUCAGAAGAUCUGCUGAUCCUGAGGUUUUUUCCCUUUUUUUAUUUUUUUAAACUUUGUUGCUCUAUGGACAUGGAAGGGAAAGACAGCAUUACUAAAGAGCCAAAUUCUCCAGCAAAUUCAACGAGCAGUUCUUCACCAUCUGUGCGCAGUAAAUUUUCCAUUAAGUCUUUUUUUGGAAUCGCUACAAAGUUGGAAAAUACGAAGCCCAAAGAGGAAAGUGCUGUUCUCAAAGCAUUUCGCUCACUAGGAAAUAAAGCCGAAGAGCAGACUAACCAACUGGAUGAGGUUGAGGCUGAAAAUGGUGAACUCCUAAGGCAAACAGACACCGUUGUGGAUGGUGCAGAGAAACCUAAGGAGUUAACAGAACAAAUUGAAGAUGAACAAAUUAGCCAGGAAGCACAAAUUAUAAGUGAAGGGGAUUUACACCUUAAGGAGGAUUCACAAGUCUCCAGAGAACAAGGUAAAAGUGACGACUCUGAGGAGGAAAACAAAGAGCUUCAUCCACAAAUAGAUAACCUGGGAGGGACAGAAGCUCAGGUUUUACAAGAGCAAGAGGAUGAAAAGAAGGGAGUGUACACAAAGCGUCUGAAAGCUUCAGACAUUUGUGAGGAUGCUAAGUCUGAGAUGAUCUCCACAUCAGACUCGGCACUAGCCGAAACGGACUGUGACCAGGAUGGUAUGCUGGUACGUGGUACUCUAGUUAACAUCUCAAGUGAUUCCGAGUCGGACGGCGAAGGCUCCAAGCAAGAUAGAUGCCAAAAAGAAACAAAGACUUCUAUGUCCAAGCUUUUAUCUAAUUCUCAAGUAUCAUUGAACAAUGGCCCCAAGCAGGAACCAGAAUUGCAAAAGACUAAAGGUACUACUGUUAGCAUUGAGAGAGAGGGCCAGCCUGAGCUGGACCUAAACAGGCCAGAAAAUGAAGGGACCACUAUAGAUGAGAAGAGGGUUGCUGACGAAAAUAUAGGAGGGAGUAGUCCAGUUUCUCAAACGCCCGUCCCUGUUGCCAAUACUCCAGAUGAGAAGCCAUUCCAGCUCCCUGCCAUUUUUAGUGGUUUUCAUGUGCACAAAAAGGGGACCUCUACAGAUGACCUAGAAACAGUUGAGGUGAAACAAGGCGAUAGUGACUUGGCUUUGCUAAAACUUUCCCAACCUGUGCAAAAAUCCAAACUUCCAAACGGGGCUGCGAUCCGGAAAAAGGAAGUAAAGUCACCAGUGGAGCCUAAAGCAAGCUCCAAAUUCAUGGAGCAACUUUCCCAGCUGCUCAGCUUUGACUUGCCAAAGCAAGACGAGAAGGAGGAGGAUUCACUUCCAGGUCAAACUGAUAAUGGUGACCAAGACACUCCUGUUGCAGAGGAGAAGCCAGAGUCUUCUGCACUGGAAGCAUUUAAGUCUUUCUUCACAGGUGCUUCAAAGAAGGCCGCACCACUCGAGCCUCUUGAUCUAGAGGCUGUGAAGCGGAAGCAAAAGACUGAGAAGGAAUCGUUGAAGUCUAUCUUUGAAAAACCCAAAUCCAUAGAUGCUGACCAGGCUAUUGACAGGAAUCCAGACCAUAGUCCAUCUGACCCAGAGGAUCGAACCCCCGGGAGAUUGCAGGCUGUGUGGCCACCGCCGAAACCAAAGGAUGAGGAGGAGAAAGUGGGUCUGAAAUAUACGGAAGCAGAAUACCAGUCUGCUAUCUUACAGCUGAAGAGGGAGCACAAGGAAGAGUUGGAAAGUCUGAAGUCACAAUUUGAAGUUGAAAUUUUUAAUGUACGAGGAGAACAGGCUGUCCAAACAACAAGACUGGAGGAAACCAUACAGAACCUACAAGAGGAAUUGGAAAAUAGACAAAAUAAGGGAAAGGGUCAAGUCACGGAUGCUUGUGUUUCAACCGAAGAUGACAACAUACCAAAGACAUUCCGCAAUGUUUAUAUACAGACUGACAGAGACACCUUUCUAAAACCCAGUAAUGAGGAGACCAAAACUCAAAAGAACAACCACAUACUUCCUAAGAAGUUGAACAUCCCAUCACUGAAUCAGAGCCUAGUAAGCCCUGCAGAAACUCAGGAUCCAUCUUUCAUUGUGCCUCCACCACCUCCCCCCCUUCCCUUUUCCCUGGGAGAUCAGUUCAAACCACCCCCAGCUCCUCCUUUUGCCAGUUCAGAUUCCAUUCCUCCACCUCCACCUCCACCUUUGCCUGGUUUUAGACCUCCUGCGCCGCCUCCACUACUUGGCUUUGGGCCCCCACCUCCGCCACCAUUACCUAAUUCUGGCCCACCGCCGCCGCCACCACUUCCAGGCUCUGGUCCUCCUCCUCCACCACCACUACCAGGUGCCGGUCCUCCUCCACCACCACCACCUCCAGGAUCUGGUCCUCCACCACCUCCUGGUUCAUUCUUUGGGGGAUUUUUAUCAAGACAAAUGCCACCCCGCAAACCCCCAAUAGAACCUGGUUGUCCCAUGAAGCCUCUUUACUGGACAAGAAUACAGCUUAAGACCAACAGUGCCAAGUCUAACUUGUGGGAUUCGUUGAAGGAGCCACCAAUUGUAGACACCAAAGAAUUUGAAGACAUGUUUUGUAAAGCCAGUGUUCAGCAGAAGAAAAAGCCAUUAUCAGAGUCUUAUGAGAAGAAGACAAAAGCAAGAAAGAUUAUAAAAUUGCUGGAUGGAAAGAGAUCGCAGGCCGUAGGAAUUCUAAUAUCCAGCUUACACCUUGACAUGAAGGACAUUCAGCACGCUAUCUUAAAUGUAGAUGAUUCGGUUGUGGAUCUAGAAACAUUAGAAGCUUUGUAUGAAAAUAGAGCUCAGAAGGAGGAACUGGAAACUAUCAAAAAGCAUUACGAAACCUCUGCAGCAGAAGAUGUGAAGCUGCUAGACAAACCUGAACAGUUCUUGUAUGAGCUUUCUCAGAUACCAAAUUUUACAGAAAGAGCGAAGUGCAUCAUUUUCCAGUCUGUCUUUGACGAAGGAAUGGGCUCAGUUCAUAAGAAAAUUGACAUGGUCACACAGACCUGCACAAACUUAUUGGGAAUGGAUGGUGUAAAAGACAUUAUGGGCUUGAUUCUUGCAUUUGGAAACUACAUGAAUGGAGGCAACCGGACACGAGGGCAAGCAGAUGGAUUUGGGCUGGAAAUUCUACCAAAACUAAAAGACGUCAAAAGUAGGGAUAAUGGACUCAGCCUUGUUGAUUAUGUGGUCCGAUAUUAUCUGCGACACUUUGAUAAGGAUGCUGGGACAGAUAAGAGUCUCUUUCCUUUGCCCGAGCCACAAGAUUUCUUCCUGGCUGCACAGGUGAAGUUUGAGGAUGUGGAAAAAGACUUAAGAAAGCUCAGAAAAGAUCUAGAAGUAUGUGAGAAGCAAGCAAGUAUGGUAAUGAGUGACUCUCCAGAGGAUCAUCUCCAGCACUUUAAAGACAGAAUCCAGGAAUUUAUUCAGAAAGCCAAAGAUGAACAUAAAACUGAGGAACAUAAUCUAAGCAAAGCACAAAUCAGCUUUGAAGAAACCAUUGGAUUUUUUGGAGCCAAGCCAAGGUCUGGUGAGAAGGAAGUCAAUCCCAAUUCCUUCUUCGUGGUGUGGUACGAAUUCAGCACCGACUUCAAGGCUGUGUGGAAACGAGAGAGCAAAGUUUUCUCCACAGAAAGGCUUCGUCUGGCUCAGGAGACUGUGACUAAAUUGACUGCAGAAAAGAAAGUGGAAACUAAAAAGAUUAACCCAGCGGCCAGUCUGAAAGAAAAACUACGGCAGAAAGAAGCAAGUGUCACCAACAACUGAGCUGUGACCAUAUGUGUCAAUCGCCGAUAUAAUGAGAUGCCAUGUCGGAAGCUCACAACCUGCCUGACAAAACAGAGAUUAAUCCCUCCUGACUGAAGCUAAGACCUCUACUUUUAUACAGACCUACCGUAUAUAUGUAAAUAGACAUCAGUAGUUAACAUGGCCCCUGUCAAGUGUAGGGGCCCUAUAUAGCUCAUGUGUAUAAACUCCGAGUGGGGGAGAAAGAGAAAGCUUUAAAUAGGCAAAUAGGUUUAGUAAAAUAAUCUGGACUGUUUGUAAUCCCAUAUGAAGGAUUAAACCUAUUUGCUACAAUUGUUUUAAAUUCUGUUCUUUUUUUUAAUGUGCAUAUGUAUAUUCUUGUAUAGAAUAUUUGAGAUAAAUAUAUAAAUCUAAAUCUAUUUAUGUAUGUAAGCAGGAUAAUAUCUGUUAAUAAAUGCUCUCCGUGUGUUCAAUAUAUAGUUGAGUUGUACAGACUUUGCCAGAUGACUGCUUUGUAGCUGGUUCAUGAAGGUUGCAGCCAAGUAUAUAUGUGUUUUUGUUUCUGUUCUUCUUUUACCCUCAAUAUUCAUUGAGCAGCUAAAAAUCUUGCACUACAUUAAUGUUAUGUUUUAUGUUGCUUUUAUAUUCGUACAUAUGCAGAUGUAGGGAGGUUUAGUGACCUGCCUGUGGACUGGAGGAUGUGUGGCACCAAUGAGGUGGCUCUUCAUCGCACGCAAAGAUACAUUGAACCCCACUGUUGUGCACUAUUUGCCCUUUGAAUGACUUUCCCUAAGUUGCAUUCAUUCAGUUUGGAUUGUCUUAUUGGUUUUUCUUAAAGUACAAUAUGGAAUAUUCCACCAAACCUGAUCAAUCCUACUCUAAUUAAAAGGGUGAAAGUAAAAGUGUUAGCGGCAAUGUCCACUGUGUCUUCAAGAAUAAGUCAAAGUGGUCAAAAACCACUAUACUGCGGUAUUGUACAUUCUCAUUAGUAGAGAAGUGGCUGCCGUCCACUUUCUCAAAAAUGUAUGAAUGCAGCCCCCUGACAUGUUUCAGAAAAAAAUCAUGCAGCCUCUUUAGGACCUUCUGGCUGCACCGAAACAUGUCGUGGGGGCUGUAUUUAUAAAUCUAUAACUGAGAGACUAUGUCUUAUAAGAUGGUAAGAAAUUGAACGGCAUCACUCGUGUAUGUGGUUUGUGGCAACUUUUAGUUAUCCUUGAUGACACAGUGGGCACAGCCACUAACACUUUUGCUUGUACCCUCUUUAUUAGUGUAGGAUUUCUGAGGUUUUAAAAAGAAUUAAAGGCUAUGAACACCUUCGGGGGCAUAUUUUAUUAUUGCAUUUUACUCAUUUUGGAAAUUAAAAAACAAACAAAAAUGCAUUGUUUUCAAUUGGUCUUUAUUAAACAUUUUCAGCAGUUUUCGUCAUUAAGGGUGAAGUUUUAAAAGAUUUUUCUAAGACUUUAAUACUGAUGACCUAUCCUCAGAUUAUUAUAGGUCAUCAUUAUCUGAUCAGUGGGGGUCUUUUGAGAAGGCACCAGCACUGUGAGC
Molecule: messenger RNA, 5812 nt
Organism: Bufo bufo (common toad)
Lineage: Eukaryota; Metazoa; Chordata; Amphibia; Anura; Bufonidae
Gene: FMN1
Product: formin 1
Biological process (GO): actin nucleation
Cellular component (GO): endoplasmic reticulum membrane; cytoplasm; nucleus
Molecular function (GO): microtubule binding
Source: RefSeq, a predicted model, not a curated record